AUGGACCUGGAGGAAGAGGUGGUGGUGGUGGUGGUGGAAGAGGUGAAGGAGGAGGAGGGCGUGGGGAGCUGGAGAUGUGGGGGAGGUGCUGGUAGAGGAGGCGGUGGAGGCUAUGGGGGAGGAGGUGGUGGUGGCAGCGGUGGAGGUGGUGGGUAUGGUGGGGGUGAUGGUAGGGGAGGUGGUGAAGGCCAUGGAAGAGGAGGAGUUCAGGGGGUGGAUAUGGAGGAGGUGGCAGCGGCGGCUAUGGUGGAGGUGGCGGUGCUGGGGCUGGUGGAUAUGGAGGAGGUACUGGCAGAGGAGGUGGUGAAGGCUAUGGUGGAGGAGGAGCUCAUGGCGGUGGAUAUGGAGGAGGUGGGUUGGUAG
Messenger RNA from Neltuma alba, 363 nucleotides. RefSeq names its product ctenidin-3-like. The transcript has a single exon. The record is from RefSeq and is a predicted model, not a curated record. NCBI's taxonomy places the organism in Eukaryota, Viridiplantae, Streptophyta, Magnoliopsida, Fabales, Fabaceae. The coding region runs from base 1 to 363 and encodes 120 amino acids.